CUUCACCGGAAACAUAAGACGACGGUGGUGCACUUCCGGGUUAAGUGGUCGCUUGCAGCUCGUGAACGUAAAGUUUGUUGAUAGAAACGUAACAGUCAGCGGAGAUGGCGAGAAAUGCUGAGAAAGCCAUGACAGCUCUGGCUCGGUUCAGACAAGCUCAGCUGGAGGAAGGAAAAAUCAAGGAGAGAAGACCUUUCCUGGCGUCAGAAUGCAGUGAACUUCCAAAAGCUGAGAAAUGGAGACGACAGAUCAUCAGUGAAAUCUCUAAGAAAGUGGCUCAGAUUCAGAACGCUGGUCUGGGUGAGUUCAAGAUUCGGGACCUGAACGAUGAGAUCAAUAAGCUCCUCAGAGAAAAGGGUCACUGGGAAGUUCGAAUCAAAGAGCUUGGAGGACCCGACUAUGUGCGCUUUGGUCCCAGGAUGUUGGAUCACGAGGGGAAGGAAGUUCCAGGAAACAGAGGAUAUAAAUACUUUGGUGCAGCCAGAGAUUUACCCGGAGUCCGAGAGCUGUUUGAAAAAGAGCCUGCUCCCGCACCAAGGAGGACGAGGGCGGAGCUGAUGAAGGAAGUGGACGCAGAGUAUUACGGAUACAGAGACGAAGAUGACGGAGUCUUAGUUCCCUUGGAGACGCAGUACGAGAAACAAGAUGAAAGCAGGUUCACACUGGAGUCUGGAGACGGCGUGGAGAACGUUCUGCUGCCUGCAACAUCCUCCAGCAUGACCGGUUUGACAGUGGCUGUGGUGGACGCGGUUCAGAAGUGGAGAACCGAGAGAGAGUCUCGUCUUUGUGGAGACAAACAUCAGGAGGACGAGGACGAGGAAAACAUCUACUCUGUUCAUACUGAAGAGGCCGAUGAUGAGGAGAUGGGGGAGGGGCUAGAGGAAGAGGAGGGCGGAGUCACCUUCAUCUCACACGUACCUGUUCCCUCCCAGAAAGAGGUGGAGGAGGCUCUGGUCAGGAGGAAGAAGAUGGAAUUGUUACAACGUUACGCCAGUGAGACUCUUCAGGCUCAGAGUCAAGAGGCCAGAACCCUGCUGGGUCUCUGACCCACCUGUCUGUCUGUUGGUGUUGAUGUAAAUAUCUCAGUUUGUUUUUCUACAGAUUGUUUGUAAACAGACUCAGUUUUGUGGAAUAAAGUUUCUAACUGAA
Molecule: messenger RNA, 1149 nt
Organism: Solea solea (common sole)
Lineage: Eukaryota; Metazoa; Chordata; Actinopteri; Pleuronectiformes; Soleidae
Gene: isy1
Product: ISY1 splicing factor homolog
Exons: 12
Coding region: 105-1046 (313 amino acids)
Biological process (GO): generation of catalytic spliceosome for second transesterification step; mRNA 3'-splice site recognition
Cellular component (GO): catalytic step 2 spliceosome; post-spliceosomal complex; Prp19 complex
Source: RefSeq, a predicted model, not a curated record